Engraulis encrasicolus (European anchovy) is the source of this 3866-nucleotide messenger RNA. RefSeq names its product potassium voltage-gated channel, shaker-related subfamily, member 4 (gene kcna4). Gene Ontology annotation, molecular function: protein binding; potassium ion binding; delayed rectifier potassium channel activity. Lineage: Eukaryota; Metazoa; Chordata; Actinopteri; Clupeiformes; Engraulidae. Gene Ontology annotation, cellular component: membrane; axon; voltage-gated potassium channel complex. Bases 30 to 2063 code for a protein of 677 amino acids. Gene Ontology annotation, biological process: potassium ion transmembrane transport; protein homooligomerization. The transcript has 2 exons. The record is from RefSeq and is a predicted model, not a curated record.
GCUCGCCAACACGAAAUAAAAAAGUAAACAUGGAGUUUGCCAUGGUGGGUGCCGACGGUAGCGGGUGCAACAGUCACCUUCCGUACAACUAUGCUGCCCAGCAGCGCGCCAGGGAGCGGGAGCGCGAAAAGGAGCGACAGUCGCGAGUGGCUGCGGCUGCCGAGUCCGGGGGUGCGGGAGGGGGGACAGGAGCAGGGGCAGAGGGAGGGUGCCAAGCGGGCAGCCAGCAGCAGCAACAGCAGCUACAGCAUCAGUCUCGCACCGCCUCCUCUACGAAUGCCAACAACAGUAGCGGUGGGAACUCCUCCUCCUCCACCUCCUCCUACUCCUCCUCCUCUUACUCACAACAGCCGCAACAGCAGCACCACGAGUCACAACAGCAACUUCUCAGAGAGCGGAAAAAGAGACAGCGCGGCGGAGUCGCACGCUGGCGGAGAAACCGGGCGGCUCUCGGCGGAGACCUGCGCCACUCGGAGCUGGCGCUGCUCGGUUCGGAGGAGGACAUUAUGAUAGAGGAGGAGGCGGAAGGAGAAGAGGAAGAGGAGGACAGCAGGGCACACAGGAGAAAACACAGCUUCGUUUAUAACAUGGAUGAAGAGGAGACCAUUUCGCUGACUGACAGGCGUCCCCAGUCGGGAUACGACAGUGUUUACAGUGAGUAUGGCUGCUGCGAGAGAGUGGUGAUCAAUGUCUCGGGGCUGAAGUUUGAAACCCAGAUGAAGACUCUCGCUCAGUUCCCGGACACCCUCCUGGGAGACCCCGACAAGCGAAUCAGGUAUUUCGACCCUCUCAGAAACGAGUACUUUUUUGAUAGGAACCGACCAAGCUUCGAUGCCAUUCUUUAUUUUUACCAAUCAGGGGGUCGGUUAAAGAGACCCGCCAAUGUUCCCUUUGACAUAUUUUCCGAGGAAGUUAAGUUCUAUGAACUAGGAGAGGAGGCAAUGUUGAAGUUUCGGGAGGACGAGGGCUUUGUGAAGGAGGAGGAAAAACCCUUGCCCGAGGACGAAUUCAAACGUCAAAUUUGGCUUUUGUUUGAGUAUCCCGAGAGCUCCAGUCCAGCCAGGGGCAUUGCUGUGGUCUCGGUUUUGGUCAUCGUCAUAUCUAUAGUUAUAUUCUGCUUAGAAACAUUGCCAGAGUUCAGGGACGAUAAAGAAUUUCACACUCCAGGUACUAACUCGACAUACAAUGACGGAUUUACUCCCUUCAACGACCCCUUUUUCAUCGUGGAAACGGUAUGCAUCAUUUGGUUUUCCUUCGAGAUAAUCGUGCGCUUUUUCGCCAGUCCAAGUAAACCUGCGUUCUUCAGCAACAUCAUGAACUCCAUCGACAUAGUUUCCAUCCUGCCUUACUUCAUCACGCUCGGCACCGACCUGGCUCAACAACAACAAGGCAACAACGGAAAGGAGGCCAUGAGUUUCGCCAUCCUGAGAAUAAUAAGACUGGUGAGAGUUUUUCGCAUCUUCAAGCUUUCACGACACUCCAAGGGACUCCAAAUCCUGGGGCACACGCUGCGGGCGAGCAUGCGAGAGCUGGCCCUGCUGAUUUUCUUCCUCGUCAUCGGCGUCAUCCUCUUCUCCAGCGCGGUGUACUUCGCGGAGGCAGACGAGCCCACGUCGCAGUUCACCAGCAUACCCGACGCUUUCUGGUGGGCGGUCGUUACCAUGACAACGGUGGGCUACGGAGACAUGAAGCCCAUCACGGUCGGCGGCAAGAUAGUGGGCUCGCUGUGCGCCAUCGCGGGCGUCUUAACCAUAGCCCUGCCGGUCCCCGUCAUCGUGUCCAAUUUCAACUACUUCUACCACAGAGAGACGGACAACCAGGACGACACACCUGUUGUGGAUCAGCCGCCGCCCGGCUGUCCAUACUUCCCGGACAUAUUUAGGAAAUUUAGGGCAUCCGCGUCGGGCUCGUCGCUUGGGGACAAGGCGGCAGAGUACAUGGAAAUGGAGGAGGGAGUGACAGAGUCUCUGUGUGGAUUGGACAAAAGCCCCAGUAAAGGCAACGGCACAGACAUAAGUCGAAAAAACAGUUCCACAUCGAGGACACUACAAACAGACGUGUGACCAUAAUUUAACAUGCAAAAAUAAUGACAAAAACACAUUUUCUCUUAUAGAUGUCAUGGAGAGGAUUGCACAACAAAUAUUUUCUUUCCGAAUAGCAGCACACAUGCACUCUAGCGUGCGCACGGGGUGUUCCUGAGCGUCACGCGGUCAGCUCCCAGCAAAACAUCCACAGUCCACACACACACACACACACACACACACACACACACACACACACACACACACACACACACACACACACACACACACACACACACACACACACACACACAUUUAGAAUAUAAAAUACACGUGGCUACGUCGUAGACAAGAAACAACACAAGGCUACACAAAAUCACCAGCUUUCUGUUACUUGGAGAGGUAUAAACCAUAUGUGGAGACGUUCAAGUCGGACUGACAGAAUUGUAGUAAUUUACUUAGGCCUAUUUCACCUGGGAGUAAGGAACACAAGUACUAUUUUGCAUAGGCACUUUAUGGUUUGAUAGGAAUAGGGAAGCAAUCUUCUAGUCCUGCUCUUUAUGCAAUAAAUUAUAAAUAGUUUGCACUACCAUGAUCAACACGUACUGGCUGCGUUCCAUGGCGCGCGGAGGGACUAAAUGGCAGGGAGGCGUUGGAGGGUUAGAGGGUCGUUUCAGUUGUGUCAUGUCGUUUGAAAUGAGUUUUUCCAAGUGGUGAAACGGUGACAGUGAUUCUCCUGUGGCUUUAAGUUGGGUUGAGUCAACCUCUUAUAUGGGAUGUGUGGUAGAUAUGACCGUGUUUAGAAGUUUUUAAAACAGUAGACGUGUCGGCAUUGACAGUUUAUUUGUGUUUCUCACGUGUUCCAGGGAUCUAUCUAAUGUCAUGUCAUGAACCCAAAUCUUAUACAAGCAGAGAACACUCUUUUUUAAAAAUAUAAUAAAACGCCUGCCUUCAAGCUGCUAAAAAUGGAUGAGCUCACUCCAGCAAGUUGCUUCUUAGUUCAAUUCAGCGUCGACAGACACCCAUAAAUCUCAUAGCCCAUCUCCACCUGAGAAAUGAUGCAUAUUUAUGUUUGACCUAAAGCUUGGUUCCACUCUUGCAAAAUACAGUAGAUACAAUAUCAGAACACUGCACCUUCCUGUCCAGCAACGAUGGGUCUGCUGACCACAGCACGAAAUGUCACGGAGUAUGAAAUGUCACUAUUGCCCACGAUCAGCCGACAUACCAACAACAAACACCUGUCAAAGUCAAGGACAGCAUGUGUUGGUUUUGCUUUGUUAGAGCGAAGUAACGCGAAAGGGAUUUCUGUACCCGGGAAUACCACCCGUGGUGUUCAGCAGUAGCAAGAGAUUUGUUUCUACGAGAUUGAAAUAUAUCCGUCCCUUUAAAAAAAAAAAAGACAAAUGACAUUGCAUCCCUUUAUAAGAACUCUGACGGAGACAGCAAACUGGCAAGUUUUUUUGGAAACGUUUUGGCGAUACAGUGAACAAUUCCCCGCUCAUUCCCGUGGACUUCCCUCUCAGCGAGGAAAGAGGACGCAUGGACAUCUGGCGAGCGCAGACCGUGCAGCAAUAACCAGACUGGACAAAAAGUGCACGUGGCCGGCUGUCUACGGGAGUGUCUCGCCACCAACGCGUCCUACGAGGGGUCCUGCAAAGUCUAAAACAGUGAUCCCGGUGGUGUCUGUCCUGCGUUCUAACAUCCCAAAGAGGUCCUUUGAAGGGUUCUGCAGAAGGCUGCCAAAGCUGUUCCUGUUUCUGACGUAAAGAGAAAGAAAUGGUGCUUUCAUCUGCUCUGGGAAUUAUGGUAAAUACCAAACUCCGACAUGGGAAGGACACUUGAAUG